This is a messenger RNA of Amoebophrya sp. A120, 3784 nucleotides long. The record is from the annotation of a GenBank genome assembly. NCBI's taxonomy places the organism in Eukaryota, Dinophyceae, Syndiniales, Amoebophryaceae.
AAGGUUAAAAACUACCACAAGAGUUCUUUCUUCUUUCUGCAACGCGAUUCUUCAUUUUUUUCGUUGAAUUUCAUAAUGAAUUACUUGAGUAGAGUUCCUCGAAAUGUUUCUGCUUUAGCUUCCGAAGCAGCUUCAGAAGAGAGUGCGAAGUACUAGACGAGACGAGUUCUCCCAGAGAGUAUAAAGUUGUAGUUGAAUGAAGAAACGUUGAGAAAAUAUAUAAGAUGCUCCCCACUCCCCUCACUUCCGACCGGUUUCCGGCUUCGUAUCUGGAUAAGCCGAAGUCCGCCUCGCCGACGCCGAUUGAUGAAAACGAUGUAUUGGAAGAUUCGUCGUUUUCCCCUGACUACAUCGCGGAUAGCGAUAACAAGAACGGCGAGCAGCUGCACCUCCAAAAAAACGCCGCUCUCACUGCGGAUUCUUUCCAGUCCCCCGUUGCGACCCAGCGCGACCUGGAAUACCACAGUGGCGGCGAGAAUAAAGCCGCGGCGUUGCCGUUGGACGAGGUCUACCACAGAAGUGGUGGUGCUGAUGGUCGUGUUCUCGCGACGACGCCGGAAGGUGGAGGUGAAGAUGCUGUUUUUCCACCACGACCAGGAGAAGGGGAGGCAUUUAGUCCAUCUCCACCAACAGGUGAGAAGAACAACGACCGUAGUCAACAGGAACAGCUUGUUUUGCAUCAGCAGCAACACCCCGGACAUUCGGUGAUUGAGAACAAAGAAUACGAUCCGAAUUCGAGCUCUUAUGAAGACGGUCGUAUGAACUGCAAAAGUAUCGUGCCAUGGUGCAUUACAAAUCUCUCUGCUAAAGGCAAAUCAGCAUUACAAAUUCCAUUUGUAGUCACGCUGACCAAAUUUGUGAUGCGCUUUCUACUAGUGUGAUACUUUUGCAAUGCAUAGCUCGCAUCAACCUGCAAAACUCCUCCACCACCGGCGGUUUACUAGGCUCCUUCCGCACUUCUAACGCAAAUGAAAAAGUAGACGUUGACAAUUCCACACGGAAGAUCGUGCACGCGCAGGAGGAGGAAAUCGCGGAAUUGAGAACGAUAUGCAUUGCAAAAGCACCGUACUAGAAUAAGUUGCAUCACAAAUUCCCUCAGCAUUGGGAAUGGAAUUUGUCAUGCUGUUGUACCUUAGGAUGAAGAUUUGUGAUGCAUGUUUGCAAUUAGUACGAGUGCGAUGCUUUUGCAAUUCAUAAACGCGAAUUUUGAAAUUAGAAACCGCAUUGAAAAUCUCCGAGGAAGAAAAUAAACAGAAAGCUGAUAUUUUGUCUGCUGCAGCUUCGGUUGCAGAUCUUUCCCAACACGAGUCCGGCUCCGGACGUUCGGAGGAGAGUAAACCGGAAGUCUUUCCCACCAGCUUGCGGAAUCAGCAUAGUGCUGGUACAUCGAAACUGACGUCGAAAGCAGGGGCGCAGGCACAGCAACAGCACCCCUCUGCAUCUUCGCGAGGACUGCAUCAACCCGAGGGAGAAGCAGUGGGUCCCGAACGACAGGACGGCGAGGAUCACGUAUUGAGCAGCAGAACAAGCGGCCGCGGCAGUAAAAAUUCUGAUAAACCGAUCUACGGAAACAUUGCAGAAUCCAACCGAAUCGAAAUGCGGAGCAGCGAAUUAGAAGUGGAAGACAACUACAACAAAAAUACAGACGGAGCUUCCCCCAAGCAGAAAUACCAGGAGAUCGAGCAGUUCUCCUUUACCUACCGCGUUUCCUGGUUGAUCGGCUUGCUGUUGUUCCAAUCCUCAGGGAGUUUCAUCCUUUCCAACUUCUCUACCCUGCUCCAAAAGCACCCGUCGAUUGUGUAUUUUAGCACCAUGUUGGUCGGCGCGGGCGGGAAUGCAGGCGGUCAAUCUGUCGUGUACGUGGUCCGACGGCUGGCGACGGGGAAAAAGAUCCGGAACUGGGAUUUGGCAAAGACCGCGGUUGGCCUGUAUCCUGAGGAAAAACGUUCCUCCCCCAUAGUUGUCAUGCAAAUCUGCAUGCUCAAAAUGUGUCUCAUGCGGAACCCCAUGACAAGUAUGCUCUAGGUCUAGUCGUGAAGAUCUGGAAUUUCUAAUGCUCCAAUCAGCAUCACAGGCUGGAUCUGUGAUACUGCUGAACAAGCUAACCAGGAUUACAAUACGAGGCCAAACUUGUCAUGCGCAACAACCAAAGUUGGCUGAUUUGUCUAGCAGAUUUCCCAUCUCGACGUUUAUGUGGUGGAAACGUUUUUGCUCAGGAUAGCCUGGCGCUUUGUGUCAUGCUGGUCGCGGUCAUGCGGUUUACGGUGCAGGACUACUUGCUCUCCUGGCCGAACCCGCCGACUGCGUUUGUUUUGUCUCUGUCCGCGUUCGUCAUCGUUUUCGUCGGCGCUGUUCUCGGCGCUUUGCUCCCCCAGCUGUUUCUGCACCUGAAGAUCGACCCCGCGUAUGCAAUGCAAAAACAUAAGCAUCGUACUAGUAUAACUUGCAUUACAACUACUUUUUAGCAUUACAAAUGAAAUUUGUCAUGCUGUUUUACCUUAGAAAGGAAAUUUGUCAUGCGUAACUGCAAUUACUCCGAGUGCGAUACUUUUGCAGAGCAUACCGCGCACGCGUCUGCAACGAUUCAGGUGGUCAUGGACAUCGUGUCUCUGUUGUUGGUUUGCUUCAUCUUCUACGCGUUGUUAGGGAUGGAGGAAAGUGUGACUGGCUCCCUCGGGGGAGAAACUGGCAGCGCGGCUGGCUCGUCCGUUGCUCCUGGGCAAGUUCUCUACAACAGGGAGCACGAGCACUCGGAUUACGGCAAGUCGAAAUCCUGGCUGACAGGUAUGGCGUUCUCAAAUGUUACAUUCUCAACUGUUUACAUCGUUUGUCAUGCAAAGCUACCUUCAGAAUCGAGACGACCUAGCCACGUCGCAUGGCAAAUUCUCGAAGUGCCAAACAGGCUGAGAAUCUGUGGGAGAUCUGUCAUGCAAGACGCGCAAGGUCCCCUCACCUCUUUCACUGUUGCCGUUCUUGCAUUGCAAAUCCAUGUAACAGUUGAGGAUGUAACAGUUGAGAACGCCAUAAGAGGCGGUGCGGGGACGGAAACCGGCUCGGUGAUUGCGGAGAUCAAAGAGGAGAAGAAGUUGGAGAACCUGUUGCACAAAGGACGACGGCAUAGUCAUGAUGGGCAUCAUCAUGGACAUCACCAUUCGCAUCAUCAUCACCACCACACUUCUGAUGAAGACAGUAGCAACAGUUUUCUCAAUUUGGUGGAGCAGCAAAAAGUGCAUGAUGAUGAUGUGCAGGAGCGAGCAGCAGCGGUCGUGAAGGACCUGGCGGCAAAGUCGUCUUCUACUACCUCUGCCACCUUGCUACAAGAAACGCAACGAAGUAUGCCGGGGCACCGCGAAGAAGAUACUCAUGAUGAAGGGUCAAGAACACAACUCGUGUGGAAGUGGGCCGAUUCUAUACCGCCGGUGGCGCCAGUGUGAGUCGCAGUUUGUUGAUUAUUCCACUCCGGAAAGUAGAAAAAAGGCUUUUAGCAGAGGUAAUAGAUGAAAACCUGAAUUUGCAAACUUCAAAGAAGUCCCUACUUAGAUCUCGAGAACAAAGAUGUUGCGCUUCACCUUGUCCCUACUAAGGUUUUGUUUUAUUUGUCACGAAAAUAAAAAAAAUGCCUUAUUGAAAAUUUCGUGAAAAUUUACUUUUUUUUUGUACAAUGAAUGCAAAAGCGUCUCCUGAUGAAGAUGUUGACGUAAUGAAGAUUAUUGGCUUUAAUCCUGAAGAAUGAACCAGCAGCAACAACUCUAAAAUCUGCGUGAAGUGCAACACCACGAAGUAG